This is a messenger RNA of Gracilinanus agilis (Agile Gracile Mouse Opossum), 3517 nucleotides long. RefSeq names its product FA complementation group A (gene FANCA). The record is from RefSeq and is a predicted model, not a curated record. The transcript is spliced from 33 exons. NCBI's taxonomy places the organism in Eukaryota, Metazoa, Chordata, Mammalia, Didelphimorphia, Didelphidae. Gene Ontology annotation, biological process: regulation of regulatory T cell differentiation; interstrand cross-link repair. The coding region runs from base 1 to 3444 and encodes 1147 amino acids. Gene Ontology annotation, cellular component: Fanconi anaemia nuclear complex.
AUGAACGAUUCUUCAGGAUGGGUGACUGGAAGGAAUGAUAUGAGGGCAGACGAAGUGUGUAUGAUUCCUGUUAUGAGCUUGGAUUGUUUCCAGCAAAAGUUUUUAUUUAUUUUGAUGUUUGUCUUGUUAAAAGAUAUUCUUAGUGCUCUUGCUACUGAAAUACAAGAAGAGUCAUCUACAUUCAAGGCAGUGAAAUGUUGGUUAAAUAUUUUCAAAUGCUCUGUUUAUGGCAGUAUGGUUUCACCAGAUUCUCUGCAAAGGUUUUUUUCUUAUACCUUGACUCAGAUACUUAUUUAUAAUCCUGUUCUAAAAGUGUGUGAUGCCAUUCAAAGGCAGAAGGAUUGGAGCUUUGCAAAAACUUGUCCUUUGCUCACUACCUUAUAUCGAAGACUGUUUGUAAUUUUUAGCCCCAAAGAGCUGAUUGGACACUUGCAAGAAGUCCUGGAAACACAUGAAGUCAACUGGCAGCUUGUGUUGUCUUGUAUAUCUACGCUGGUUGUGUGCUUGGCUGAAGCACAGCAACUUAUUAAAGAUUUGUUGGCCCAUUUGAUGACUAAAGCUUUUGAGAGUUAUGACUUAGAAAGCAUGAUCACUGCAUUCCUGAUAGCUCGACAGGCUGCUUUGGAAGGACCUUAUGUGUUCAUUUCUUAUGCAGAUUGGUUUAAGAUUUCCUUUGGGAAUGUUAGUGGUUACCAUGGCUGCAGUAAGAAAGCUUUAGUUUUCUUAUUCAAGUUUCUUUCAGACCUAGUACCCUUUGAAGCUCCACAGUACAUGAAGAUUCACAUUCUUCACCCACCAUUGGUACCAGUAAAAUACCGGUCUUUGCUUAUGGAAUAUAUCACACUAGCCAAAACUCGAUUGGCUGAUCUCAAGGUUGCUAUAGAAGAUAUGGGACUUUAUGAGGAUUUGUCAUCAACAAGAGAAGCUGUAGAGCCCCACUGCCAGGCAGAACAAGAUGUUGAAAAAGCCAUUCAGGUAUUUGAACACACAGGGAAGAUCCCAGUAACCGUAAUGGAAGCCAGUAUAUUUAGGAAACCCUACUAUGUGUCUCGCUUUCUCCCGGCUCUGCUCAUACCUCGUGUGCUUCCUGAAUCUCCUGAUUCCCGAAUGGUUUUUAUAGAUUCCCUCAGAAGAGCUGAUAAAAUUCCUUCAAAUUUGUAUUCCAACUACCUGCAAGCCUGUUCUGCUGCAGAAGAGAGGCAACUACAAGACCAGGUAGUAAAAAUGGAGACUGCUAAUGCUGGAGAACCACUGGAGCAGUUAAAGGGUGAAUUAGAAGAGCUGAGAAAUUUGAUAAUCGACCCUACCAAUUAUGAAGUUGUUUUUGAGGCAUCAGCAUCUUCUAACCUGCAGGGACGUCUCCUGUUGCUUGCUCAGUUCAGGGGUGAAUGCCUGACUGACAUUCAUGUUUUAGGACUAGCUGUCCUGGCAGUUCACCUAAAUGAGUCAAAGACCUUUGUUCCAGAAUUGGUUCUUGAAACUUCUGCCCAUGCAAAGACUUGCUCAGUUACAGCAUUCUGGGAGAACCUUCUGGCAUAUAGAACAGGGGAAUCUUUUUCUCUUUGCAUAAGAUUUUGUGUUGCAGCAAUUUCUUAUUCUUUGUGCAAAUUUUCCUCCCAUUCACAUGAUGUUUUGUGUAACUGUUUACCUGCAGGCCUCAUUAAAAAGGUACAAUUUGUUGUGCUUCGAAUGUACUUGGAAUCUCGAACAAUUUGUCAAGAAGAUGUGGUGGAUCUCCCUUGGAGGAAUUUGUCUUCUCCUUUUGUGGAUUGGAAGAAAGCUGCCCUCUGUUUGUGGAAGCAAAGAAAGUUCCAAGAACUUUUGAAACAGAGAGAAUAUCAACUAACUUACAAAGAUUGGCUGCUGUUUGAGAUGGAAGUCAAACCUGACAAUGAUAUUCUUUCAGACGCAGAAAGACAGUAUUUUCAUCAUUGGGCUUUGUAUCAACAAUACCUUCCAGAAUCUUCUGUGGCUGGAGGCUGUGAUGGAGAUUUGGAAAAAGCAUGUGCAAUUCUUAUUGAGACAGCAUUGGAUUUCUGCCUGAGAUCCAAUAGUUGUCAUCACUUGGAAAGUUCAGAAUUGUCCCUUUGUGGCAAUAUAGUGAAUCGUGAUGUUCUGUCUAGAUUACAGGAAAUGGUACUGGAACUGGAGCUGGAAAGGUGGAGGAGCUCAAGCACUGGCUCAUCAGAUGAUGAGGGACAUUUCUUAUUCAGAAUUUUUAAAAAAAGAUUACAGGCUUUGGGCAAUGGUUCAACUGUUGGGGAAAGACUCUUAAGGUAUCAGGAGCUGCUUAUGUACAAAAGAAUUCUCAUGAGUCUUCCUCCUUCGAUUCUCAUCAGUACCCACUGGGAAGGAUGGCAAAGGUCUUUGCAUUGCAAAGAUUUCUUUCACUUUGUCAACAAAGAAUUGAAAAACAUCUCUCCUAGAGAAUGUGUCCUGGCCCAUGACAUCACCAUCCACUUCUUCAGGGGGCUUCUGAGUGCCUGUCUAAAUUGCAGAGAGCCAUCCAAAGAAGUUAACUUGAUUCUGACUGCUUGUCAAACCCAAUGUCCAAUAAUCCUGUCCUCUGCAGUGUUAUGGUGGCCAAGACUGGAGCCUGUGGUUCAGUGCCAGUGGAAAAGAUACUUCCAGAUUGCGUUGCCCCAGGAGUUAGCAAACAUAGCCACGUGCCGAGAGCUUGCCAGGACCUUUGUAUCCACUGAAGCAGUGCUUUCCUCCAACUCUUGCAAUCCCUGGAUUUCUGCUGCUUCUCUGUAUUUCAUCAUUCAUCAGCAAGCAGCCCAAGAAAUCAUGAAAACAACUCUGAAGAAUUUGGAAUGUGAAAGAGAGGAGCUGUUGGUCCCUCUUUUCUUCUUUUCCCUUAUGAGCCUUCUCUCAUCAUAUCUGGCACCAAAUGAUGCAAUGAGCUCCCUGAAAUCUUUAGAUAUUUGUGCAGAAGUCCUUGGAUGCUUGGAGAAAAGAAAACUAUCCUGGUUGGUUCUCUUUCAGUUGACAAAGAAGGAAAAUAUAUCAAAUGGAAGGUAUCAAAUUCUUUUACAUUUGGCCCCAGAGCAGUACAUCAGGAUGCUGCCUUUCGCCUUCUAUAGCCUUGUCGCUUACUUUGAUGAAGAUCUCUUUAACAGAGAGCAAGCCUUUCUGUAUGUUGCUGUUGACAUGUACCUGAAGUUAGUCCAGCUUUUUGUAGCAGGAGAGACUAGUGCAAUUUCAGCCAAAGCUGGCUUCAGCCAAGAGCACUGCAAGCAGGUGGAUCCUUUAGGACUGAUAACAAAAGCUCGUCUAUCUUUGCUGUGUUGGAUACCACAGUGUCCAAAGAGAAGCUUUUCAGGCAUAACGGAGCUCUUGGCUACCUGUGAAGAGUUUGAUGCAGAGGUGAAAGCUGCCCUCCUGAGUAACCAGCAGUCCCCUGAAGAUGCUGACUUGUACAGUGAACCUCUUCUCUUCUGAAUGGUUUGUGCUGUGGGUGCCUUGUCCUAAGGAUGACUUUUGUUGAUACAAUUUGGCUAUAGUUCCUGAGCAG